GGUUUAGGAACGUAGUCUUGCAUUGCAUAUACUAUCACUACUACCUACUGCUCUACAUACAAAGCUGUUACAAACGCCAUCGUAAUCGUUCCGAAUCGUUCUUCAAGCCAUGACUACUCGUCGUGCGUGUACGUAAAAGAAAUUGUAAUAAGAGCACGUAAUUUGCUUGACAGACGUUGUAAUGAGAAUAGUGAAUUUCGUAAUUGCGCAUAUUAACAAAUAGUGUGCUGCACGUUCGACCUAGAUGACAAAAAGAUUUUGUACAUAUGGACAUUUGUAAUAGAUAACAAUGGAAGGUCCGUUGGAAAUAAAUUCUGAUACAGGUGUGGAAGAGCCUAUAAAAUCUGAAGCUUCGAUACAAAAUCCUGAUAACAAUGAGCGAAGCGAUAAUGCUGCUUCUCCACCUCCAAGUUGUAGCAUAUGUCUAGGGAACCUAGUUAAUACCUCUUUCACAGACAGUUGUUUGCAUCAAUUUUGCUUUAUUUGUCUACUGCAAUGGUCCAAAAUAAAAACAGAAUGUCCUUUGUGCAAACAAACAUUCAAAUCGAUCAUUCACAAUGUAAGAUCGGAGGAAGAUUACGAUCAGUAUCAUGUAAAUCGUGGAUUGGCACAAGUUCCACAAAACAUUACAUUACAAAUUCCACGAAGGCACUACUUUCAUCCUGCCAGUUGGAUAAGUUUAGUUAAUCGACCAAUUGCUUCUCGUCGACCUAUUGACAGAAAUUUCAGUGGGAUUGAGAAUAGCAGUUUGACAGUGCAGUUUGAUUCGGUACAAGAAGAAUUGCCCAUAUUGCGCAGUCAACCACCUCAAGUGCCUAGGGAAGAACGCAGACGUAGAAUUGACAAUCCUGAAGAAUAUCGUCGUAAUGUUUAUAGGCAUAAUUUAUGGGCUAGACCAGUACCUGACUUAUUUGGACGUUUUCGCGAAUGCAGCUAUACAUACUACAGGAGACAACCGGAAGAAUUAAGUCGCCUUGUGCUAUGGUUGGACAGAGAACUGAAAGUUUUACUCAAUGCAGAACAUCGUGUUCUGUAUGCAUUAAAUGUAAUACGGGAUGCCUUAACUCGAUAUGACAUUUUAAGUGCAGAAUUUCGAAAUAUUGUUCAUCCAUUUGUCAAUAUACACACAGAUCAUUUUCUGCACGAACUAUAUAAUUUUGCCAAAAGUAACUUCGAUUUAGUUGGAUAUGAUGAAUCUGUUAUGUAUUUCCCGAAUGCUUUGUCAAACGAAUAUGUAAGUCAUGUAAAUUCUCCAGCAACUAGCAGUACUAAUAAUAAUAGUAGCGGAAGUAGUAGCAGUACCACCAGCAGCAGUACUGAUGAUGACUCAGAUGUACGAAUAGUUGACGAGGCAAUCGAUUUAAGAGUGAAUACUGAAGGCCCAAGUACAGUAACAAAUCCCAUGCCUGGGCCUAGUAACACAGGACAGAACAGAGGAGAGACAUCAUAUUUCAAUGGACCUGAACUCUUGAUUGUUUCAUCAAGCUCAUCUGGAUCGGAUGAUGAGUGUGAAAUUAUCGGUUACGUGAAACCUCGGCAUGAGAGGACACCAGAAAUCAUAGAAUUACUCGACUCCGACUCCGACCAUUUAACUCCUCAACCUCCUCAACCUCCUCAACCUUCUAACGAGAAUGCAGAGUUAAUGUCAAAUGUAAAUAUGUCAGUAGAUAUGUCAGUAGCAAGUACGUCUUACACGAAAGAAGAAUCAGUUUUAUCGUCAGAUGAAACAACAAGUAGUGAUACUUUUUCCGACAGCGAUUACAAUCCGAGAGGAAAACGGAGACGACGAAACAGCACAAAAAAGUCAUCAGGAAGAAAAUUAAGUAAACAAACACAUAAAGAAUACAUGACAAGAAGUCGCAACAAACGAUCUAGGAAGAACUGCUCAUCUUAUUCGUGGAACGAUACCGAUAGUUCAUCCGAUAGUUCAUCGAAAACUAACAGAAAACGAUCAAGGAUAUCAAGAUACAAAGUACAGGCUAAAGAUACAAGACGAAUCAAGAGAAAAAAAGAUGAAAGCUAUUCCGAUAGGGAUUCGUCUAGCGAUGAAAGUACUACUAGCACAGAAAGUAAUAAUGAAAGAGAUAUUAGUAAAUAUAGACGACGUAGAUCGAAUACAAGAAAACAUUCCUCUAGUACAAAAAAUUAUACAGCGAAAAAUGAAAGAACAACGAGAAAUAAAGCUUUAAAUUCGGAGAAGUUGAAAUCUAAGAGUAAAGACUCAAAGUACAGCAAAAGCAGACAAUCAAGAUCCAGAAGUAGCAGUGUAUCGUCUAAUAUUUCUGAACGAUAUCAUAGACCGAGCUAUUUUGAAACGCGUCGAUUGUUUCGAGAGACGGGUGAGUGUAGAAGUCAAGAUGAUUGUGCCUCAAUAAGUAAAAGUGCAAGAAGCGAGCGUGCGUCUAAAUCAGCUAACCGAAAAUAUUCGUCGGAUCUAGAAGAUGAGCCAAGGACGAGCUCACAUUCAACCGAUCGAGCCCAUCUAUCCGCGUUUGAAUCCUAUUCGCGUUGGAGAAGAAUAAAAUGUAAAGACUAUCCUAGUUCCAGUGAAAGAACAUUUAAUUCUUCGCAAUGUAAUGGGGAUUCUUCGGCAAUGUCGGCGUCGGUAAUAAGUGACGUAUAUUCAGAUAAUAAGAACCACAGUUUAGGCUGUUACAAUUGUUACAAAGAAAAACAAACUUCAUCUAAAUCUUACAAAAGAUCGAAGCACAAUAAGUCUGAAAAUGAAAAAAGAUCAAGACCAAAGAAAAAAAGACAUAUUCUAUCUUCCUCCAGUUCCAAUUAAUGGUAAGAAAUUCGAUUAAUUAAUAAUGCAAAAAUUGUUGUCAUACAGAAGAGUGUGGAAGUUACACUACACUACCAUGCUUAGUCUUUUUGAUGAUUAUGCAGGUUUGCUGUAAUGUAUGUUCAAAAAAACCGAUAUUAAAUACCUUCACAUUUACUAGUUCUAGAACUCAAUAUCUUCUAUUAUAUGUUUCAUAUUUGGAUUUUGAUUAUAUUGUAUUAGCAUUGUAUUGUUUUAAUCCUUGAAACGUGUAUCAAUUAGUUUAGUAGCAAAGAUUUCUGUUAUAUACAUAGCUAUAUAUACAUAGUUUUAGAAAAGAAAUUCUGUACAAAGAGAAACACAAACAAUAUUUCUUGUGAAGUCUUCACUCGGAUAUGAUCCACAGUUAUGUAUAAAUUUUAUUGAAAAGAACUUAAAGUUGAAAAGAGUUCAAAGUUAUAUACGUCCAUUUGACUGUAAAAAUUCAGCCUGGUUCGUAUAUAAUUUAGAUGAUCUUAUUGUUAGUGGAUUUCUGUUAAGAGAGAGAGAACCUGAGGAUGUGUUUUGUGUUUCAUUCGGUUCUUCUAUCUAACGCAUCCAUAGUUGACGAUAAGAGAUCGUUUAAUUUAUAUAAGCGGUUUUUGUCAACAAAAUAUAUUUAACAGACAAAUCUAAAUUUAUUAUAUCGCAUCGUUGUGUUAUAUAUAAUAUUUUAUCAAUAUUACUAUGCAUGCUUACAAACAUCCCAAUUUUAAAUCCCUCCUCUCUAAGAAAUAAAUUAAAUUUUAAAUCAAUUGACUAAGUUCAUAAAAACACAAAGACAUUUAUACCCAAAAAGAACACAAAAAUGUAGUAUAGCGUAUAGAAUGUGGUUCUUGUGAAACUAAUUAUGUUGGUCAGACUAAACGACAAUUAAAAACGAGAAUCAGAGAACACUUAAAUAAUGUAAAAACAGAACAUAGAGAAACAUCUGUUUAAGCAGCACAUAGUAUAAAUACUAGACACAAUUUUAAAUGGGACUCUGUUAAAAUCUUAGACAAUGAACAUAACUACUACAAACGACUGACAUCACAGAAAUGUUAAAUAUAAAACUACAAUAUAAUCUUAACAUCAUACAAGCCAUUUUUACAUGACUCAUAUUUACCAUUAUUAGAUAAAAUUAAAACUGAUUCACACACAUACACAUACUGCUGACACAGAUGGAGCUCUCACAUAAACACUCACAUAUAUGCACACGAUCACUGAGUUCGACUUUCAGUCUUAGUGGACAGAAAACAUAUCUGCACAUUUUUAUUUUUUGACUAACACGUCUCAAAAUCACAGGCAUAUUUUUCUGUUAUAUAUAACGACAGUCGACUCAAGGUUUGUUUGUUCUAUCACAUUGAUUUUCAUUUUUUUUUUUUCAAUUGUUACAUACCUCAUUGUGUAUUUAUUAUAGUUUCUCUGACUGAAGAGGACUUAAAAAUAAAAUAAAGUUGAAACGUUUUACAAUUUUAAUCAGUAUUGAUAAUUUUUGCAUAACACCCAGCAAUCGAUUCGUAUUUGUCGUUAUAUUUCAAACAUUGUUGAAAUAAAUUAAUUUUAUUAAAAACUUUAUAUAUCUUGGCUAAUAUUUUGGUUCCUUUAAACUCUAUUUCUAAAACAAUGCAACAUCAAGAGUAACAUGUUUAUGUUAGAGAAUUCAAUGCUUAUUCUCUCUCUCUUUCUCUCCAACAUUUACAUCUAUCUUAUUGUUCAACUUGAGAUACAACCACAUAUACAUACUUAGAAGAGUGGAAUAUUCUGUGUGAGGUAAAAGAGAUGUUUACACUCAAACGUUGCAUCAUGUUGAACGAGGUUUACUUUGUAUGUGUGUGUGUGUGUGUGUGUGUGUGUGUGUGUGUGUGUGUUGUGUUGUAUUAAUUUAUAUUUAAAUAACUUAUAAAAAAAAAAGAAAUUACAUGGCAAACAUAAAAAAGUAAACUAAUUUGAUUUCUACAUAUAAGGCCCUGAACACAAUAGGCAAGAUAUUAGGAAUAGGAAUAAAUAUUAAAUAAGAAAUUUGAAUUAUUUCUUUAUAAAAUAAAAAAAUAGAAUAAAUUAAUGCAUAAGUUAAAAACUAAGAAUUUAGAAUAA
Pseudomyrmex gracilis is the source of this 4879-nucleotide messenger RNA. Its product is annotated as E3 ubiquitin-protein ligase Topors-like. The transcript has 7 exons. Gene Ontology annotation, molecular function: metal ion binding; ubiquitin protein ligase activity. The record is from RefSeq and is a predicted model, not a curated record. Bases 290 to 2785 code for a protein of 831 amino acids. NCBI's taxonomy places the organism in Eukaryota, Metazoa, Arthropoda, Insecta, Hymenoptera, Formicidae. Gene Ontology annotation, biological process: protein polyubiquitination; protein monoubiquitination.